This is a messenger RNA of Camellia sinensis, 521 nucleotides long. The record is from RefSeq and is a predicted model, not a curated record. Lineage: Eukaryota; Viridiplantae; Streptophyta; Magnoliopsida; Ericales; Theaceae.
UCUGGUUUCAUUUCCCAUUCAGUGUUCACCUCUUUAUAUAUAUAGACCCGCUCAGAUUGCAAAUUCCAUCAACAAAUCCGAAAUUCCUCAAAAACCUCUCAUAUCAGUCACUCAAAGAUCAUUAGCAAUUUAAAGAAAGAGGAAGAAAAAAGAUGAGUUCGGCAAGCAGAGCUUGGAUUGUGGCAGCAAGCGUUGGGGCUGUGGAGGCACUCAAAGAUCAAGGGUUCUGUAGAUGGAACUAUGCCAUGAGAUCCAUACACCACCACGUCAAGAACAACGUGAGGGCUUACUCUCAGGCUAAGAAACUGUCUCCCUCGUCAUCCGCCGUGGUUUCGAGUAAAAUAAGAGAAGAGAAGGCAAAGCAGGCAGAGGAGUCUCUCAGGAAAGUCAUGUACUUAAGCUGUUGGGGUCCCAAUUGAACCCCCCAAAUUAUUGAUAGUUUGAGAAGUUUGUUAUUCCGAGGUUCGAUCGGAAAUUGUGUAGUCCAAAGCCAGUUGCUUUAUAAUGCAAAAAAAAAAAAA